Molecule: messenger RNA, 417 nt
Organism: Elephantulus edwardii (Cape elephant shrew)
Lineage: Eukaryota; Metazoa; Chordata; Mammalia; Macroscelidea; Macroscelididae
Gene: IFITM5
Product: interferon induced transmembrane protein 5
Exons: 2
Coding region: 1-417 (138 amino acids)
Biological process (GO): bone mineralization; bone morphogenesis
Cellular component (GO): plasma membrane
Source: RefSeq, a predicted model, not a curated record
AUGGACACAGCGUAUCCCCGCGAGGACCUCGGGGCCCUGAAGCCCCAAACGGCUGCCUCCGACGGUGCUGCACACACAGAGCUCACAAUGGGGCCACCGCGCGCCCCCCUGCCCCGCGACCACAUGAUCUGGUCCGUCUUCAGCGCGCUCUACCUGAACCAGUGCUGCCUGGGCUUCCUGGCGCUGGCUCACUCCAUCAAGGCUCGAGACCAGAAGGUGGCCGGAGACCUGGAGGCAGCUCAGCGUCUGGGCUCCAGAGCCAAGUGUUACAACAUCCUGGCUGCCAUGUGGACGCUGGUGCCACCGCUGCUGCUGCUAGCCUUGGUGGUGACAGGCUCCCUGCACCUGUCCAGGUUGGCCAAGGGCUCCUCUGCCUUCUUCAGCACCAAGUUUGAUGACGACGCAGACUAUAAUUGA